AUGACUAAAUAUUUAUUAUCAUCUCUUUUAUUUUAUAUAAUUUUAAUAAAUGGACGUCAAUUUACCAAUGUUACAAGUGUAGUUGUUUUUGCUUUUAGUGGUGGUCCAACUACAUCGAUGCAUAUAGUUUCGAAAAAUGACUCGGUGAUCACCGUUAGUUUCGAUGAUACUCAGGUGUACCAAGGUUUAGCAGGUCUCUUUGAUAAUAGAGGUGCAACCUCCAAGUUUGGAUGGAAUCCACUUAUUAUCAACAACGUUACUUCGGUACCAACUUCAGGUGGUAUCAUCACAGUCCACGGUUGGUACAUAAGUCCAUCGGCUGUCUCUAACAACACUCUCACCUUUACCAACGAGACCCUAUCGCUCAAGGAGAUUGGAAUCGGUGGAAAGAAUCUCUCUCAAAGCUACUACCGAUUGACACCGGAUCAAUCUACAUUCGUUGGUAUCGACUUGCCAGUUUCCAUAUUAAUUAGAGAGGUUGGAGCGUUAUCAAAUUUUUCAUUUGAACAACCAAUUGCUAAAAAUGUUACCACUGAUAAUUAUAUGUUACAUGUAUCUGGUGAUAGCUUUGGUAGUGAUAUCAAAAUGGUAUUCUUAGUAAUCAAUCUCAAUACAUUCCAGAGGCUCGAUGCAUUUACAAAGCAUACAGAUAUUAUUAUGAAUAUUACCAAACUCUAUCCAGUCUCUGUUAGAAAUGGAAAUAAUAGUGUAUUUGUUAAUGUUACCAAUUUCAAUAUUUCCAAUACUCUAAACUUUACAAUUUACCCAGUUAUUAAUUCAAUAAGUAAUUGUUCAGUGGAAGGUGGUGUGAUUACAAUCGGUGGAAAUUAUCUUAGUUUGGAGAAUGUUACAAAAGUAUCAGUAAAGAUUGGUGGUAGUGAAUGUAAACAACCUGUUAACUUGAAUGAAGGUCAUAGAUCUAUUCAAUGUACAAUCGAUCAUUUACCCAAAGGACAAGAUGCAUCUCAACAAUUUCCUGUUUCAAUCACACUCGAUCAAUUUAGCUCAAAUGACAAUGGUAAACCAGCAGUAUUCUUUAGCUACGAUAGACCAGCUAGUUCAUCAUCCAAACACAUACCAAAUAUUCUCCUAAUACUUGUCAUUCAAAUAGUUUCAUUAUUCUUACUAUACACUGUUUUAAAUGAAUAA
Messenger RNA from Heterostelium album PN500, 1149 nucleotides. It is a transcript of the gene 5NT, whose product is annotated as IPT/TIG domain-containing protein. NCBI's taxonomy places the organism in Eukaryota, Evosea, Eumycetozoa, Acytosteliales, Acytosteliaceae. The coding region runs from base 1 to 1149 and encodes 382 amino acids. The transcript has 4 exons. The record is from RefSeq and is a predicted model, not a curated record.